AUGUAUGCCACGCAGCCUCCUCGUCCAUCGGCAUAUGCUCCCACCCCCUAUAGCUAUACUCCAAACACCUCCUUCUCUGCUCAAAUCAAUCUCGAUGAAGAAGUGAAGCUCUUCGAUUCGUCUGCCGAGCGCGACCUCAUUGAUUCUCUCGCAGAAAUCUACAGUAUAAUUCGAACCCUCGAUGGUCUUGAGAAAGCCUAUAUUAAAGAUGCUCUUCCAGAGAACGAAUAUUCGGAUAUGUGUUCCAAAAUGCUCAAGCAAUAUCGCUCCAUCCUAAGUGACGAAACCGUUGCUCGUGAGUUUGUCGACCUGGACACCUUUACACGCAAAUGGGAUAUCGAAUGCCCUCGGGCAAAAGAGAGACUCAGAGUCGGCCUGACCGCAGAUGAGGUUCUAACCCGUCCUACAGCUAUGCCGGGUCCAGUGCAGCCUCAAGGUGCAUCUGGUAGCCUGAUUCUCGUUGCUACGGAGAACUUCAUUACUUUUCUUGAUGCUCUGCGACUUAACAUGGUCUCCAAGUCGGCUUUACAUCCACUACUAUCCGAUGUCAUACAGUCGGUGAACAAAGUAACUGAUCAAGACUUUGAGAAUCGCGGCAAGAUCAUCCAAUGGCUGAUUACUCUCAAUCAGAUGAAGACAUCAGAGGAGCUGAGUGACGAUCAGGCCCAUGAUUUGGCUUUUGAUAUGGAACAGGCUUACAAUGGAUUCAAAUCGAUCAUACGCUGA
Molecule: messenger RNA, 726 nt
Organism: Exophiala aquamarina CBS 119918
Lineage: Eukaryota; Fungi; Ascomycota; Eurotiomycetes; Chaetothyriales; Herpotrichiellaceae
Exons: 1
Coding region: 1-726 (241 amino acids)
Biological process (GO): protein transport to vacuole involved in ubiquitin-dependent protein catabolic process via the multivesicular body sorting pathway
Cellular component (GO): ESCRT I complex
Molecular function (GO): protein-containing complex binding
Source: RefSeq, a predicted model, not a curated record